GGGCUCCCAGCGCAGCCCCAGCGGCGGCUUUGGGGCUGCGGCUCCUGCCCGGCGCCGGCCAUGGGGCGAGUGGCGGCAGCUGCGGCCGCACUGGUGGCACUGGGAGCCACCCCUGGGGCGGGCGCGGAGCUCCCGGGAGUUUUCCAGCAUAUGCUUAAGGGCGAGUGUUACUUCAUUAACGGCACGGAGAAAGUGAGGUUGGUGGUGAGAUGCUUCUACAACCGGGAGGAACUCGUGCGGUUCGACAGCGACGUCGGGGUGUAUGUGGGGUUAACCCCCCACGGGGAGAUACGUGCCCGGACCAGGAACAGCGACGCGGAAUGGAUGGAGAGAAGACGGACUGAGGUGGACACGUACUGCAGGCGCAACUACAAGAUCUCAUCCCGCUUCCUCGUGGAGCGCAUAGUGCCCCCCAGCGUAUCCAUCUCGCUGAUGCCCUCGAGCUCCCAGCCCGGCCCCGGCCGCCUGCUCUGCUCCGUGAUGGAUUUCUGUCCUGCCGAGAUCCAGGUGAGGUGGUUCCAGGGCCAGCAGGAGCUCUCGGAGCACGUGGUGGCCACCGACGUGGCGGCCAACGGCGACUGGACCUACCAGCUGGUGCUGCUGGAAACCCACCCCUGGCGCGGGGUCACCUACACGUGCCAGGUGGAGCACGUCAGCCUGGAGCGCCCCCUCAGCCGGCACUGGGAGAUUGCGCCGGACGCCGCCCGCAGCAAGGUGCUGACGGGGAUCGGGGCCUUCGUGUUGGGCUCGGUCUUCCUGGCGCUGGGGCUCGGAUUCUACCUGAGCAAGAAGAGCUCCUGACCCAGCAGUGGCUGCAGCCCCUCCCCCUGGCCUCAGGCCCAGACAGGAUCCCCCGCUCUGUCCCCGCGCUGAUUUUGGGGGGGUCGUGUGUCCCCCAAGCCCUGCUGUCACUCUGCCCCCGCCCAGCUGCUCCCAGUGUUCCCAAUAAAGCUUCCGAGUUGGAUCUGG
Oenanthe melanoleuca is the source of this 969-nucleotide messenger RNA. Its product is annotated as class II histocompatibility antigen, B-L beta chain-like. Gene Ontology annotation, cellular component: MHC class II protein complex; membrane. The transcript is spliced from 5 exons. The record is from RefSeq and is a predicted model, not a curated record. The coding region runs from base 61 to 801 and encodes 246 amino acids. Gene Ontology annotation, molecular function: MHC class II protein complex binding. NCBI's taxonomy places the organism in Eukaryota, Metazoa, Chordata, Aves, Passeriformes, Muscicapidae. Gene Ontology annotation, biological process: positive regulation of T cell activation; peptide antigen assembly with MHC class II protein complex; immune response.